Messenger RNA from Bursaphelenchus okinawaensis, 344 nucleotides. NCBI's taxonomy places the organism in Eukaryota, Metazoa, Nematoda, Chromadorea, Rhabditida, Aphelenchoididae. The record is from the annotation of a GenBank genome assembly.
AUGGAGCGGGUCCAUUCCUCCGACGUGACCAGAAGACCGUGUAUCGAUGGAGAAGAGACGGUAGUCCAAGGAGAAGGAUCGGCUAGUGUGGCCAUCGGAUGGACAGGGCUCGGGGGGAGGGUUCGUUCUUCAGCCGAAACUAACAAAAAGUGCAAUUUUAGGGCGUGGUAGGCAAGUACAGUCAAGUAAACCAGGUUGCGCAAUCUCCAUCGAUCGAAGAACGACUACGAGCCCUGCAAUGGUCCUGGCGGACGCAGCAUCCGAUGCCCGGCGCAACGUCACAACAAGAUUCACAGUUUCUCAAAAUUCGAUUUAUUUCUACCAGCGGCCAUUCCGAAAACUAA